AUGAGCACGGCGUACGCAGCUGAAGUCUUACCAGUCAACUUGCGACCCUACUUGACCUCAAAUAUUAACAUGUGCUGGCUCCUCGGGCAACUCUGUGGAAUUGGUGUUGUUUACGCUUUCCUUGAUGCCCAGUCUGAAUGGGCGUACCGUAUCCCCUUCGGACUUCAGUGGGCCUUCGUGAUUCCAAUAUUAGUUGUUGUAUAA
Messenger RNA from Penicillium cataractarum, 204 nucleotides. RefSeq lists its product as uncharacterized. Gene Ontology annotation, molecular function: carbohydrate:proton symporter activity. Gene Ontology annotation, cellular component: membrane. The transcript is spliced from 2 exons. Gene Ontology annotation, biological process: transmembrane transport; carbohydrate transport. The record is from RefSeq and is a predicted model, not a curated record. Lineage: Eukaryota; Fungi; Ascomycota; Eurotiomycetes; Eurotiales; Aspergillaceae. The coding region runs from base 1 to 204 and encodes 67 amino acids.